GUAUGAAAAACUGUCUCGGAAGCUGCCCACAUUUGGCACCACCCGAGUACCAACAAGAACCGCCGGUGGAGCAUGCAUCAGCAGAGCAUCCACCUGCAGAGCAUCCACCUGCGGAGCAAGCACCGGUAGAGCAAGCACCACCAGACCAGGCACCGCCAGAGCAGGCACCGCCAGAGCAGACACCGCCAGAGCAAGUAUUGGCAGAGCAAGCACCGCCGGAGCAAGUACCGGCAGAGCAAGCACCGCCAGAGCAACAGCCACCGCCCAUGGAGCAACCGCCACAGCCCACGGAGCAACCACCGGUGCAGGAAGUACCAGUGGUCGAUGAGGUUUGCGAGAAUGGAGUGUGCCCAGGAGGUGGCGGGGAGCUCCCUCCGGUGCUGCAGCAGGUGCAUCCAACGCCAGAGGGCAAGAAGGAUGCCCCCGCGCCUUCUCCAGACCCUUCCUGCUAUGCUCCGUUGAUGGACAAGCGAGUG
This is a messenger RNA of Symbiodinium sp. CCMP2456, 476 nucleotides long. NCBI's taxonomy places the organism in Eukaryota, Dinophyceae, Suessiales, Symbiodiniaceae. The record is from the annotation of a GenBank genome assembly.